CAACAAGAGAAAAUCAUAAAAAGAUUUAAGGAUUUUUAGGGAUAAGAUUUAAGAAUGUCAAGCGUAACCACGACGACAGAAAAAAGGGGCGUGAGGGGCCGCAGGGAUCUGAUGAAUGACAGUAGUUCAGUUUCUGAUGAGGGUUCUCUGUACUUCUUGCAAGGGGAGGAGCGAGAUUUCCUGAACGCCAAGAUGUUUCUCAUGUCCAAACCAGACCCAUUUACUCCUAGCCUCUAUGAGCACCUGUCGGGAAUGAUUGCGCGUUUGCUUGAAGAUGGGUCGGAAGUGACAUCAGAUCUGGAAGAAUUGAGUCGCCUCAUGAAGCUGGAGCGUCUCACUCCGCCUGCUCAGCCCAUGAAAGAUCACGUGCCUCAAUCCGCUUCCGAGAAGCUUGCGCAUGCGCAGUGGACCAUGCUUAAGAAACCACCACUUCCGGUAGUAGAGUCGGAGCAAACGCAGCUGGAAGACGGUUCCCCACUGCCACCGGAACAAACGGCCGCGGUUCCGGACAUCCUGCGACUGGCGGCCCAACUGGAGGCGGCGGGCGUCGGGCUCCCCCGGGAAGAGUUCGUCCGAAUGUCUCUAGCGCUGAGGGACUUGGUGAACAUGUACCCUAAUGUACAGCACCUUAGAUUCUGGGGAAAAGUGCUCGGUACCACCGGAAGUUUCUACGUAGCGGAAGGCGAAUUUCAUGAGGGCGAUUAUGAAGAUGAUUCCAGUGGCACGCACGAAGAUGCUGAAGAAGAAGAGAGCGAUCUUCGGGAAGAAGACAGUAGUUUGUUUGAGGACAUUAUGAUACCCGAGGACCUCAAGCUCGCUUACCGCCCUCCACCCAAGAUUCCCUGCGAGGUUGCGGGCACCGGGCUUAACAAGAAAGUCUAUUACGUCACUUCCGAACCCGGUCUGCCCUGGAUACGCCUGCCACAUGUGACCCCGGUGCAAAUCCAGGUUGCCAGGAAAAUCCGGAAAUAUGUAACUGGUGACCUUGAUGCCCAGGUGGUCUCCAACCCGCCAUUUCCGGGCACUGAGCGGAACUUCCUGCGCGCCCAAAUUGCCCGAAUUACAGCCAGCACACAGGUUUCUCCUCUUGGAUACUACAGGUUUGAUGACGAGGGAGAGGAGGAGGAGGAGCACGCGGAGGAAGCAGGAGGCGGAAGAGCGAACAUUAUCGAGGACCUGGAGUUUGAGGGUAUCUCUGUCAAGGACCUGGCUGACGGCGGGCUACAGGCGUGGGUUCACCAUUCUCCGGGUAUCUUGCCACAGGGUCGAACGACAUGGUGGAACCCGGCUCAGCCUAAGGGCGAGUAUAAUGGGGAAGAGGAAGAAGACGAAGAUGAGGAGGAGGAGCGGAACGAGCCGGACGAACCGGAACCGGAAGUGGGGCCGCCCCUCUUGACACCACUAGCGGAGGACGAGAACGUUGGAAUCAGUCCUCCCUGGAUUGCGUGUCUAAGCUCCAAAUUUGUUCCCGAGUACGCCGUCGCCGUCCUCCAGUCUAAUGUGUGGAAGGGAGCGUACGCUUUUGCCACUGAGAAAGGGAGGUACUUCGACAACUUUUACGUGGGUUGGGGCGUCAAGAACCUUGAUGGCGCCUUUGAGCCAGAUCUUCCGGAGGCACCACUUCCGGAAUUUCCAAGCGGACCGGAAGUUACAGAAAUUGACGACCCAUCACCGGAAGAGGAGGCGGCCGUCAGGGCGGCGCUACAGGAGAAGAACUGGAAGCGGAAUUUGAACAAAGUAUUGGCGACGACGACGACGACAUUGUGGAUGACGAAGGUGAUGGCGGAGACCAGUUUGAUUAAUAUAGACUAUUAA
Messenger RNA from Mya arenaria, 1815 nucleotides. RefSeq names its product radial spoke head protein 6 homolog A-like. NCBI's taxonomy places the organism in Eukaryota, Metazoa, Mollusca, Bivalvia, Myida, Myidae. The coding region runs from base 55 to 1815 and encodes 586 amino acids. Gene Ontology annotation, cellular component: axoneme; radial spoke. The record is from RefSeq and is a predicted model, not a curated record. The transcript has 15 exons. Gene Ontology annotation, biological process: axoneme assembly; cilium movement involved in cell motility; cilium assembly.